This is a messenger RNA of Nannizzia gypsea CBS 118893, 2127 nucleotides long. RefSeq lists its product as hypothetical. The transcript has a single exon. The record is from RefSeq and is a predicted model, not a curated record. Bases 1 to 2127 code for a protein of 708 amino acids. Lineage: Eukaryota; Fungi; Ascomycota; Eurotiomycetes; Onygenales; Arthrodermataceae.
AUGACGGCCGCAGACGAUGUCCAGGUCGGUGACCUGGUCAAUGUUCCAGGUGGGAUGUACGGGACGGUGAGGUUCUUGGGCGUGGUGGCAGGCAAGCCGGGCAGGUUUGCUGGCGUCGAGCUGGCGCCCGAGCUGGCUGGCAGAGGGAAGAACAGCGGAGACGUGGAAGGGAGACACUACUUUACGACCUCGAUCCCUGGCUCGGGUAUAUUUGUGCCUAUGAACAACUCGAAAUAUGUGACGAGACGUGCGGUUGCGCCGCAGUUGGCACCGACUACGAGAACUGGCCCGUCAAUCACAAACUUCAGUAGGUCUGUUGGGCCCGGGUUGAACCUCUCUUCGACCGCCAGACCGAGGAUUCGACGGCCUUCGCUACCCCGUCCGGAGUCACCCAGCAAGGGAGCACCUCUGCCGUCGCCCAAGCUGAAUAUCAGUGGCCUACGCACGCCUUCUGGCAUGCCAAAGGGCCCUCCUAUGAACGGAAGGCCACGUACGCCGCUCAAGAGUAGACCGACGAGCAGACCGCCAUCUAGAAUCAGUAUGGAGAGCACAACUCCAAAACGGACAGAAGCCGUCCGGACACCUGCUCCCGAAGAACCCGAUGUAAAUGGCCGGACAAGGGAGCUGGAGCAGCAACUUCGUGAGCGUGACAAGCAGUUGGAAGACCAGGCAGCCACUCUUGCGGAGUUCCAGCAGUGUGUCACAGAGCUAGAGGGCUUAGACGCUCUCCAGGUCCGAGCACAGCUAAAGGAGAAGAACGAUAAGAUAUCUGCCCUCACUGCAGAGUUUGAUAGCCACAGGGCGGAUUUCAGGAGCACUCUUGAUACUCUCGAGGUAGCUGCUUCCGAGACGGAGCGGGUAUACGAAAAGAGAAUCGAAGAGUUGCUCCAGGCAAACAGGGAGCUCCAGUCCCGCGGCGAAGACGUCGAGACGGUGGCCCUGCAGCUCAAACAGCUAGAGGAGCUCGUGUCCGAGCUCGAGGAGGGUCUCGAAGACGCUAGACGAGGAGAGGCCGAAGCUAGGGGUGAAGUUGAAUACUUGCGUGGAGAGGUCGAGAGAACCCGCCUGGAGCUCAAGCAAGAACGGGACAGGUCCUCGGCCUCAUUCCAGGACGGCGAGUCCGCAGGCGAGGGAUUGAGUAGGCAUCAUCCCACGAUCAGAGACUUGGAGCAAAAGGACGAUGAGAUCCGCGGGCUUAAAGCUAUCAUUCACUCCCUCAGCCGCGGAGACCCAACUUCGCAAGCGUUCCUCCAGCAAAACGGCAUAGGACAAGGGAAAGGGGCGUCUGACGGAGAUCAGGAUGCCAGCGAUCAACUGUCCAGGAUGGAUCUGCGUAUCCAAGAGCUUGAAGCCGCCCUGGAGCAUAAAACCCAGCAGAUCAACGAGCUGCAGCAGGAAGUCGAAAUGGGCCAGGCUCAGACUCAGACAAACGCCUUCCGUGGACACAGCCGCAGCGGCACGAUAACCACCUCGCCGCUGAGAGUCCACAAGAAUCCGCAGCCCGCCAGUGAUAGCAGGGCCGGCCCCAGCGCCCCGACCCAUGCCCACACGCUUUCGGACCGCACGAUCGUCCCCGGAGACUGGACCGAGAACUCUCCUGAACAGGGCAACGGCCACAGCAACAACAACAUCGAGACCCAAUCGGCUAGCACCGACGACGGCAGUGCAGCCUGGUGUGAGAUCUGCGAGACCAGUGGCCACGACAUCCUCACCUGCACCAACAUGUUUGGCACGAUGAAUGCAAGCAAGCCGGCCAGCCAUCCGACCAGCCUUCAGCCGGCAAGCCAGCCGCCGCCAGUGACCGGACCACCGGAGCGAAGCAGCUACGUCCAGGCCUCGAUCGAUUCUGCGCUCCGCGAUACCAUCGAUAGCGGCUUCUCCUCGUCUCUCAAGCCCUCCUCGUCCUCCAUCACGGAGACCAACGGAUCCGCGAAACACGGCAGCCCCAGCUCCCAGCGGACAGGCAGAGAUGCCGUCCUGGAAGGCCUCAAGGGGAUCGGCGGCCUCCCGUCCUCGUCCAUGUCCCCAGUUGCCGGGAAGGCGUCUGGCGUGAUCGACGAGUCGAAGUGGUGUGCCUUGUGUGAACGUGACGGCCACGAGAGCAUUGACUGCCCCUUUGACGAGUAA